Messenger RNA from Melospiza georgiana, 2771 nucleotides. RefSeq names its product SPG7 matrix AAA peptidase subunit, paraplegin (gene SPG7). Gene Ontology annotation, cellular component: membrane; m-AAA complex. Gene Ontology annotation, biological process: mitochondrial protein processing; protein-containing complex assembly. The record is from RefSeq and is a predicted model, not a curated record. Lineage: Eukaryota; Metazoa; Chordata; Aves; Passeriformes; Passerellidae. The transcript has 17 exons. Bases 4 to 2316 code for a protein of 770 amino acids. Gene Ontology annotation, molecular function: zinc ion binding; ATP hydrolysis activity; ATP binding.
CGGAUGGGGCUGCUCCGCGGCCGCUGCGCCUUCUGGCGGCCGCCCGCCGCCGCCUGGGCCCGGCCCCGCGGCUCUGCCCUCGGCGGGGUGCGCGGCCUGCAGAGCCUCCUGGCACCAACACUUUCCCUACCACGUCAAAGUCUCGGCGGAGUCCUGACAAAACAACUCAUAAUCCGGGAUCCAGUCAGACUUUGGAAUCUCCUGGGUAGCACUGCCUGGUUUGCUACAUCCAGCUCUCGAGGGAGUAGCCGGAAGAAUGGAGGAUUCAAGAAGAAGUCCCCACAGGAGGAGGAUGAGGAGGAGAAACGCAGGAGGAGGGAAAACCAGAUGCACCUGGAGCGUCUGCGGGCGCUGCUGAUCCUCACCUUCGUGGUGCUGAUGCUUCGCUUCAUGAUCGGCGAGAACAGGGAGGGGACCAACAUCUCCUGGAACUACUUUGUCAAUGAGAUGCUGGCCAAGGGGGAGGUGCAGAGGAUCGAGGUGGUGCCUGAGAGUGACAUCGUGGAGAUUUAUCUGCACCCAGGUGGAACUCCCCAUGGCCAAGUUAACGUGACCCUGCUCUACACCAUGCGUGUGGCAAACAUCGACAAAUUCGAAGAGAAGCUCAGAGCUGUGGAGGAUGAGCUGAAUAUUGAUGAGAAAGACAGAAUCCCCAUUUCCUACAAACACCCUGGCUUUUAUGGAAAUGAUGUCCUUUCCCUGAUAGUGACCCUGGUGGCCGUGUCCAUGCUGUGGAGCAUCUUCCGCCUCUUCAGGGUGGCGAGCAGGGCCGGGGGCUUCAACGCCUUUAACCAGCUGAAGAUGGCUCGUUUCACCAUUGUGGAUGGGAAAUCUGGGAAAGGGAUUGGCUUCAAGGAUGUAGCAGGAAUGCAUGAGGCAAAAAUGGAAGUCAAGGAAUUUGUGGACUAUUUAAAGAAUCCUGAUCGCUACCUCCAGCUCGGGGCCAAGGUGCCCAAGGGUGCCUUGUUGCUGGGCCCACCAGGCUGUGGGAAGACUUUGCUGGCCAAGGCCGUGGCUACAGAGGCCCAGGUGCCGUUUUUGGCCAUGGCAGGCUCCGAGUUCGUGGAGGUGAUUGGAGGCCUGGGCGCCGCCCGUGUGCGCAGCCUGUUCCGCGAGGCGCAGGCUCGCGCUCCCUGCAUCGUCUACAUCGACGAGAUCGACGCCGUGGGCAAGAAGCGCUCCACCAACGUCUCUGGCUUUGCCAACGCUGAGGAGGAGCAGACCUUAAACCAGCUGCUGGUGGAGAUGGAUGGAAUGGGGACCACGGACCACGUCAUAGUGCUGGCAUCCACCAACCGUGCUGAUGUCCUGGACAACGCCCUGAUGAGACCUGGGAGGCUGGACAGGCACAUCUUCAUUGAUCUCCCCACACUGCAGGAGAGGAAGGAGAUCUUUGAGCACCACCUGAAGGGCCUGAAGCUGAUCCAGGAUGGCAGUUUCUACUCGCAGCACCUGGCAGAGCUGACCCCAGGAUUCAGUGGAGCUGACAUAGCAAACAUCUGCAAUGAAGCUGCUCUCCACGCUGCCAGGGAGGGCCACAAGUCCAUUGACACCUCCAACUUCGAGUACGCCGUGGAGAGAGUCAUUGCAGGCACUGCCAAAAGAAGUAAGAUCUUGUCACCAGAAGAGAGGAAGGUGGUGGCAUUCCAUGAGUCCGGGCAUGCCCUGGUUGGGUGGCUGCUGGAGCACACCGAGGCUGUCAUGAAGGUGUCCAUUGCCCCUCGCACCAACGCGGCUCUGGGCUUCGCGCAGAUCCUGCCCCGCGAGCAGUACCUGUUCACCAAGGAGCAGCUGCUGGAGAGGAUGUGCAUGGCCCUGGGGGGCAGAGUGGCUGAGGCCAUCACCUUUAACAGGGUCACCACAGGAGCACAGGAUGACCUGAAGAAGGUGACCAAGAUAGCCUAUGCCAUGGUGAAGCAGUAUGGGAUGGUGCCCAGCAUCGGGCAGAUCUCCUUCCCAGACCCCGAGAGUGCCCCUGGCAUCGGCCGGCACCCCUUCAGCCAGGGCCUGCUGCAGAUGAUGGACCACGAAGCCAAAACCCUGGUGGCUCAGGCUUACAGGCGCACAGAAAAGCUCUUGCUGGAGAACCGGGACAAGCUGCAAACCCUGUCCAAUGCCCUCCUGGAGAAGGAGGUGAUCAACUACGACGACAUCGAGGCGCUGAUCGGGCCCCCGCCCCACGGGCCCAAGAAGAUGAUUGCUCCUCAGAGCUGGCUGCAGGCUGAGAGGGACAAGCAGGACACCAGGGAGGAGGAGGCACCUCCCCAGCCCCCGAGCCACGAGGAGGAGGAGGAGCCACGCCUGAGACCCGUGUGAACCCCCUCCAUGUGGAAUGGGGGCUUCUUUUGGACACAGAGCCUCUGCCUCCUCAGCUCCAGAGUCAAGGUGCUGAGCAGGGAAUUGCUGUGCUGCUGCUGCUGCCACCCCAGGUUUAGGGAUGGCUGUGUGAGCUCUUGGAGCUUUAUCCUGCAGGAAGGAGAACUCCUCAGGAUUUCAGAGCUGAUUCCUAGCAGGGUGGUGGUGAUUAGGAGUUGGGUAAGUCUGAUCUGCUGUGGAAGUUUCUUGUACACAGGAGCAGGGAACAUAUUCCAAUGGGUGGAAAGUCCCAUGUAAGCCACUGCUGGCUGUGCUCUGUGCCAUGGCAGGAGGGCAGGGCUGUGCCCUCAGCAUGGGGACACCCCUGUGGGGCUGAGCUGGGUGCUGCAGCUCUUGUGUAACCUUUGAACACAACACACAAACAGCCCUGGCUGGAAUAAACUGCCCACAACGUG